Messenger RNA from Saccharomyces eubayanus, 2364 nucleotides. It is a transcript of the gene ELG1, whose product is annotated as Elg1p. The record is from RefSeq and is a predicted model, not a curated record. Lineage: Eukaryota; Fungi; Ascomycota; Saccharomycetes; Saccharomycetales; Saccharomycetaceae. The coding region runs from base 1 to 2364 and encodes 787 amino acids. The transcript has a single exon. Gene Ontology annotation, cellular component: nucleus. Gene Ontology annotation, molecular function: DNA binding.
AUGAAAAGACACGUGUCUUUAUCUGACAUAUUGACAGGCAACAAGAAAAAAGUAAAAAGACAAGAUACUCUUCAGAUUACCAUUGAUGAGGAUAAUGAUACUAAACCUGGUACUUUCAAUGCCAAAACGACCAAUCAUGUCAACUCUCCAGUAAUACUUCUGAAUCACUCUAUGGUCAAGCCAAUUGACGCCACGCCCACUACUCACCUCUCUGCCAAAGAGUUUUUGAUGAUGAAACACGCCAAAGAAAAAAGCGAUGAUACCAACGAUGAUCUUAUUGUCAUCGAUGAAAAUGUCUCUAAACAUGCGAAAGUUGUUUCUUCACCAGAACAGGAUGAUGAUAUUGCUAUAAUAUCCACAUCAAGAAUAAAAUCAUCGCUGCUUAUCGAACGAGCUGCAAGACUAAAAAAUCUACUCAAGCAUGAAGCAAUAGAUACUUCGAAGAGAUUUAAUAGCAUUUCCAAACUAAAAGAAAUUGAGCCACCACUAUCACCGUGUCAAUCAUUUCACCCAGAUGAUGAUUUGGAUUUAUUAUAUGAGUCUGUUGAAAUACCACUCCUUUCCCGCACAAUACCGUCACUAGAACACCAUUUCACUCCGCAUGAUUAUGAAACACUCAGUAAAGGUAAGAAGUUGACCGCCUCUACCCCGGUCCGUUACCAAACUUCUAAAUUAUUUGACACAAAUGUCAAGAGAAACAAAAACGUAUGGCCACAACUAUUCAAGCCAGCUACAUUAAAGCAAGUUUUGAUUGAACCUAAAUCAAAAUCGCAAAUAAAAAAUUGGAUUGAAACAUCUUUCCACAUACUAGAGAAGCCUACCGCAAGAAAUCGUUUAUUAAACAUAUUAAGACCCAACAAACAACAAGGGAUUGACGACGAAAUUGCUAGUUUUAUCGUACCUGACUUCGAAGAAAACGAAAAGUUACGCAUAGAUUCCCACGAAGAUGGCGAAAUAAAUCCUAAUUUGCGUGAAUUUGUGCCCUUAAUGAUCAUACAUGGUAACGCGAUAGGAAAGAAGACACUGGUACAAACAAUCAUGAAAGAAGUUGCCGGUGAUGAUAACUCGUACCAAAUAUUUGAAGUAAAUGCAAACAUGAACAGGAGUAGGAAAGAUCUAUUUGAAACUCUACUAGAUUUCACAACUACACAUUAUGUCAAGGACUCUUCGAAGAGGAAAUCCGAUUAUGGGCUCGUACUAUUCAAUGACGUUGAUGUAUUAUUUAAGGAACAUGACAAAGGAUUUUGGUCAAUGAUCAACAAACUCUGCGAAUUCUCAAGGAGACCUCUGGUAUUGGUCUGUACUGAUUUGUCAUUUGUCCCUAAUGAGUUUAUUACCUUGGCAAGCGAGCAAGACUCUUUAUUUCAUACUAAGAAAAUUAGUUCAUCUACGAUUCAUGCAUUUUUAGCAAAAUAUAUGAAAUCGUUACAAAUAGAAGUUUGCGACAAUUGGCUUCAAGAUAUGAUAAGACAAAAUAACGCGGACAUUAGAAAAUGCUUAAUGUGUUUACAGUUUUGGUGCGUUGAUACCGAGAGUGAUUUGAUACUAUACAAGAACGAACCGCCGGCUUCAACAUCAAUGUGCGGUUUGAGUAUUGAAGAAAUGUUAAAAAUAACAGAAAUAUUAUCCCUAAACGAUGUCGUUGGCCAAGCAACGCAAAAUCACUCAAUGAUAAGACAGGAAGUAGAUUCCACUAUAAUGACACCAGAAAACAUUUGUGCUUUCCAAGAUCCAAACAUGGAUGAUGAAGCGAAACUAAAAGCUGAUUACAUGAUAGAUUAUAAACUGCAUUUAAACGACCUCAAUAAGCAGAAAUUAUUACCAUUCGAAUUGAAUGUUUACCAAUAUAUCCAAGAACUACUGGAAGCCCACUUUCAUUACAAUCAGGAGUUGUCACCAAAGCUUGACGACGAGUUGCUUAUUAAUAAGUUCAAAAAAAUGACUGGAUCUACAAUAAAUUUUCUAGCCUCUAGGGUACCGAAAUAUGACCAAUUACAGUCAACAAGAAGAACAAGAAACUCUAAAAAAAUUUCUGACAUCCUGGACCAAUUCAGGGGAAUUUAUAAUGUCGAUACUCUAGACGAAGAUGUCGAGUUUCAUAUGUUAAGCAGCACUACCCAAAAAAUGAGAGCAGAAAUCAAUCCCUACGUUUUCGAAAUCGCCAAAAGUGAUGCCAACGCCAAGAAUGAAAACAAACAAAUAUUUAAGUGUCAUAGCGGCAACGUAUCAGAAAGACGACACAAGGACUUGAUCUACCAGCUAUCACAAGAUGGAAUCUUGAGAAAUAUUUGGUUUAAAGCUGAUCCAAACAUAGUGGUAAGUAAUUGGAACCAUUUUCGUUCAGCAAUUUCGAAACACAAAUAA